GCCUUGGUUUCCUGAAAUCGCAUAGGUAACAACUGGCCGAUUACGCAUAAAAUACCCCUUGACCGACUUCUUUUGCAUGCUGGGAAGAGGUGAAUUUUACAUUACCCUUAAUGACUCCAGAUAUUUUUUUCCUGGUGAUACCAUCAAUGGAACGGUGACACUCUCCUUGGAUAAGCCAACAAAAACGAAUUGUAUACUAGUCAUAUUUAAAGGCGAAGUAGAAGCUGGUGGCGAUUCCUUCAAUCUUUUUACAAAACAAAUCAAAGUUGCUGCCGACGUUGGCACACUGGACGCACGCACGCACAGUUUUUCUUUCGAAUUUUUGGUUGACAGCCACUUGAAUUUACCCAGUAGCACAAAGCUUGCCCGAGGCUCUAUUAAAUAUGGUAUUACAGCCAUCCAUGAGAGACCACUUAUCCCAGAUGCUCUCUCAUCAAAGGCAGAAUACGCAUUGCAAAUAUUGGAGAAUAUUAAUGCCGAGUGGCCAGAAUUCGCCCAUGAAGCGGAAAUGUGUCAGGAUGUCACGAUAUCGGGUUCCAACGACACACGCAAGGUUCGCAUCAUUGCAAAAAUGCCAAGAUUUGCAUUUGUCAGAGGUGACAUCAUACCAAUAGAAUUAUCCAUCAAGCACUUUGAACCGUUUACCCGAGAAAAAGGAAUUAAAGUCGAGCUGAUUCGCAUUGCACUUUUCGGAAAGAGUAAAAAUCAAACACCUGUACAGAAUGCUCUUCGGUCUCUCGUCACAGAUUUGAACGUUUCCACCAGCAACUUUGUUUUUUCCGCCACACCACACAUCUUGAUUCCAACGUCCACUCCACCAACAAUUGACAUAAAUGGCAAGAUAUUAAAUGUUCAAUAUCAAGUCCGCAUUAGCAUCAACCUCAACCCUUCAAAUGGCACCGUCUCCAAGUCAAACAACGUGGUUUUAGAGAUCCCUAUUGUUGUCGCCACUUGGCCGCCCGCCGCUAUACCAAUAGACCUCGAUUUAGACGAGGAAGAACUAGAGCCAGAACCACAGUCCUCAGAAACGGAAUCAGAUUCAGAGAGCGGCGAGACAGAACAGAAGCUGAAUGAUGUACCAAAGCAAGUCUUUGUAGCCCCUCGUCCUGUUCGCACAUCCUCUCUAUCUCAAUCCAGUCGACCACCUCCCAUCAUCCCUUUUUCAUCUCAGGUGUCUGGAACAGAAAUAGCGGCUACAGCGCUGACUGAAUCCAAAUCCAAGGAUAACAGCAAUGUCAAUAGAGUUGAUGGAGCAUACCCAAAUCGGACCCCCAUUGGUGUCAGCCCUGAUAACGUUGUCGGUAUCAAUGGUGUAGACUCCGCAAUGAUCUCGACCAUCGGUGGUGAUGGUGUCAAAAAUUCAACAUCGCGCACAGCGUCUCAAAGAUUCCCAGUGCCAACUGUUAGUAGCGUGUAUGAGACCUCGACAGCGCCAACUUCAUUUUCCCCCAAUGGUCCUCCUCAAUCAAUGCCUCAUGAAAGCUUCUCCAGAAGUCACUCGCUAUCGCAUAGCCAACACUCAGUCGUACCUGCCAUUCAGCCUUCAACAUCCCAAAAUUCCGGUUUACCGCUGUCCCAUAGUAACUCUAUCAACAGUAGCACCUUUGCUAAUAGUAGUCACUACUCUCCAAACAUGUCCAUGUCUCAACCUCUCCCUUCAUCUCCUGGCUACCAUUCCACAAUGCCUAUAUCUCAAAUGCCUUCACCUCCGGGACUCCAUUCUGCUAUGCCUGCACCUCAAAGCUCGCCUUCAUCUUUUGACCAUCAUCCAGUCAUGCCUAUGCCACAUAAUUCUCCAUCAUCGUAUUCUAACUCUUCGCAUUAUGGUCAUACUCCUUCUAUAUCCCUGCCGCAAAUGCCAAUUCCAAAUUUUCAUAAUGAUAGUGAACGUCACUAUCUUCCUCACCAUUCGCCACAGAAGCCACUUUUGCAUGCGUAUGGAAACCAGACCAACACAGCCUACCAAAUGCCUGAACCCGUAAACUGUCAUCAAUCAGAUUACUCUCCAGAGAAUGCCUAUUAUCAUUCCCAGAGUCAGCAAGUGCCUUCUUAUCACAGCAAUUCUUAUUAUCCUCAGCUUCAUUCAGAGUCUGAUCCUGCUUAUGCUCCGUUUACUUAUCCAAUGUCACUACCCACACCAGGUCAAGCCAUGCCAUCGGCCCAGCCUAUGCCGACUCCCAACGCUCCAUACCACCAACCUUUUACGCAAUUCCCUUACUCAUAGACUUAGGCAACUAAGCCCGGAUGGUGGUAUAUCCCACCCAUUUUAAAAUACUUUUGGCUGCCUUUGGCUCUGGUUGUACGAUUAACUUAACGCUGUAGACUUUAGACUUCUUAAUUUGAAAUCUUGAAAACUUUAUACCACAACGAACAUCAUGCUUGA
Molecule: messenger RNA, 2383 nt
Organism: Umbelopsis ramanniana AG
Lineage: Eukaryota; Fungi; Mucoromycota; Umbelopsidomycetes; Umbelopsidales; Umbelopsidaceae
Exons: 4
Coding region: 77-2224 (715 amino acids)
Source: RefSeq, a predicted model, not a curated record